This is a messenger RNA of Mercurialis annua (annual mercury), 679 nucleotides long. Its product is annotated as thioredoxin H2-like. The record is from RefSeq and is a predicted model, not a curated record. The transcript has 3 exons. NCBI's taxonomy places the organism in Eukaryota, Viridiplantae, Streptophyta, Magnoliopsida, Malpighiales, Euphorbiaceae. The coding region runs from base 124 to 516 and encodes 130 amino acids.
GUGGGCUCAGAAGCUCUCAAAUAUUAAUAGAAAAAAGAAGACAAUUAUUGAAUAAAUGAACAAAAGUUCCAAAACAGAAAACAAAGUUAGAAUCUUACCUUUGAAGCUUGAAAGCUGAGAGAAAUGGGAUCGAUGAUUUCAGGCGUAUAUGGAACUGACCCACAAUCUGUAAUUGAUGAUCAUUCAGGCAUCACAGUUAUCCAGUCAUCUAACCAUUGGCAACUUCACUUCAACAACAUCAGAGAUUCUUCUAUGCUGAUGGUGGUUGAUUUCGCUGCUUCCUGGUGUGGACCUUGUAAAUCUAUUGAGCCAGAACUUAUAGCUAUGGCUCAGAAGUAUACUGAUGUGAGCUUUGCCAAGAUUGAUGUUGAUGAACUGCCUAGUGUGUCUCAGGAAUUUGGAGUGCAUGCUAUGCCUACGUUUGUGCUGUUGAAGGGCGGCAAGGAAGUGGAUAGAGUUGUAGGAGCUAAGAAAGACGAGCUUAUCGAGAAGAUUGUGAAGCAUAGGGCUUCUUGAAAAAGUAAAUAAUCAACUUAAACUCGUGUAUAUUUUGAUACAAGGUCCAAAGGUUUGGUACUAUUUAUGUUAAUAACCCCUCGUGUGUAUGUAAUGAUAAAUCCUUUUACUUACUGUGUUGUUAUUGAGGAAUUGAUAAUAAACUAUGUAUGUGAUUAAUGUA